AUGUCGGAAAAUCAGACCAACCGGCCGCAUCGCGCGACCAAGGAGAAGAAGGCCCCAACUACUGGUGAACGCAAUCCGAAAGCUUUUGCCUUUUCGCGUCCUGGAAAAUUGCAAAAGCAGGCUGCUCGUUCUCACGAUAAGCGUCUGCAUGUCCCUCUGGUGGAUCGUCUGCCUGAAGAGGCUCCUCCUAUCGUCGUCGGUGUCGUUGGUCCUCCUGGAGUAGGCAAGACCACCCUCAUCAAAUCCCUCGUCCGAAGAUAUACCAAGCAACCCAUUACCCAACCUGUUGGACCCAUCACUGUCGUCACAUCAAAGAGAAGGAGACUUACAUUUAUGGAAUGUCCGGCUGAUUCCCUGGCUGCCAUGAUGGACGUGGCCAAGGUUGUCGACAUUGUACUACUUAUGAUUGACGGAAACUAUGGUUUCGAGAUGGAGACAAUGGAGUUCUUGAACGUCCUGUCUUCCAGUGGUAUGCCCGGUAACGUCUUCGGUAUCCUGACCCAUCUCGAUCUCUUCCGUAAGCAGGAAGCCCUCAAAGCGCAGAAGAAGCGCCUGAAGCAUCGCUUCUGGAGCGAACUCUACUCCGGAGCCAAACUGUUCUACUUGUCCGGUGUUGUUAACGGCAGAUAUCCCGAUCGCGAAGUUCUCAACCUCUCACGUUUCUUGUCCGUCAUGAAGAACCCUCGUCCUCUAGUUUGGCGCAACAGCCAUCCUUACGCCUUGGCCGACCGCUUCCUCGACAUCACUCCUCCUACCAAAAUCGAAGAAGACCCCAAAUGCGACCGCACUGUUGCCUUGUAUGGCUACCUCCGCGGUACCAACUUCCCUGCGAACGGCGCCAGAGUCCACGUGCCUGGUGUCGGCGAUCUGAGCGUCUCGAACAUCGAAGCUCUUCCCGACCCGUGCCCUACUCCGUUCUUGGAUCAAGCGAUUGCAAAGGCUACGGGCAAGUCUGGAAGAAGAAGGCUAGGAGAAAAACAAAAGCUCAUCUACGCUCCCAUGUCUGAUGUUGGUGGUGUGCUUGUGGACAAAGACGCUGUUUAUGUUGACAUCAAGAGUCAAACCUUUGAUCCCGAAGAUGAUGAGCAAGAGCGAGGAUUGGGUGAACAGAUGGUCGUUGGUUUACAAGGUGGCCGCAAGUUACUUGGACAGACUGAGGGUGGUCUGCAGCUUUUCGGCGACGGUGAGAAGCUGACUCGUGAGGAUCUUGGCCGCAAGUCUGCUCGUGUUCUGUCAAGAAGGAUUAACGACGAUGAGGCAAGCCCAGAGGACGAAGGGUUCGAGAGCGGCGAUGAUGAAGACGAAGAGUUCCAGAGCGGUGACUCCGAUGUUGACGAGGACGGCGAAGAAGACAUGCUUGUUCCUGCGCCGAAGCGCAGAGAGGCCAGUCCUGACGCAACUGGCGAGGAAAUUGCUUUCGCCGACAGUGACUCUGACCUCGGCUCCAUGUCUGAAGCUGAAGAUGUCAGCGAUCCUGAGGAUUAUGAUGAAGACGCCGAGUACAGUGAAGACGAAGACGGCAAUCUUCGCUGGAAGAAGAACAUGAGCGAGCGUGCCGCUGCCCUGCACCAACGCAAGAUGCCUUACCGCACCGUGGAACUGGCUCGCCUUCUAUACAACGACAUGCUAUCGACAGCACAGGUCUUGCGCCAAUGGCGUGGCGAAGAAGAUGAGGAAGACGACAUUGAAGAUGAAGAAGAGGAGGACUUGUUCGAGAAGAAGAAGCCUACCGAAUCCGAAGCUACCCUCGACCGCCACAUCCCAAUGUACAACAGAGCAGAGCUUGAGGAGAAAUGGACUGACGAGGAGAAUCUUGAGGCCAUCCGCUCGCGAUUCGCAUCGGGCCACAUGCUCAACGGAAACGACGACGAAGAUGGAUCCGAAGCGGAGUUCAAUGGCAUUGAAGACGACGAUGAUGAGGGUGACGGUGCUUUCGAGGAUCUGGAAACUGGAGAGGUUCACGGCGCUGAAGACGAGGCCCAAACCAACGGUGCUGAUGGCGACGAAGAACCAGACCUGGACGCCGAACGUGAGCGCAACGCUCGAAGAAAGGAAGAGCUCAAGCUUCGCUUUGAAGAGGAGGACAAAGAAGGAUUCGCAAAUGACAAGAGCAACGCCAAACGUGAGAGCGGCGAGGACGAAUUUGGCGAGGAUGACUGGUACGAUGCACAGAAGGCUCUCAUUCAGAAACAACUCGACAUCAAUCGCGCCGAGUUCGACGCUCUGGACGAGCAGUCACGAGUGAGAGUCGAAGGUCACAAAGCAGGAACAUAUGCUCGUAUCGUUCUGGAAAACGUACCUUGCGAAUUUGUGGAAAAGUUCAAUCCUCGAUUCCCCGUCCUCAUUGGUGGUCUGGCACCUACGGAAGAUCGCUUUGGCUACGUCCAGAUUCGUAUCAAGCGUCACAGAUGGCACAAGAAGAUUCUCAAGACGAAUGAUCCUCUCAUCUUCUCCCUUGGUUGGAGACGUUUCCAGAGUAUGCCUAUGUACAGCAUCUCAGACUCGAGAACUAGGAAUCGCAUGCUCAAGUACACGCCUGAGCACAUGCAUUGUUUCGGAACCUUCUAUGGACCGCUUAUUGCGCCCAACACUGGUUUCUGUUGCGUGCAGUCUUUCUCCAACAAGAACCCUGGCUUCCGAAUUGCUGCUACUGGUGUAGUCUUGAACGUUGAUGAGUCGACAGAGAUUGUCAAGAAGCUCAAACUGACCGGUCACCCAUACAAGAUCUUCAAGAACACCGCAUUCAUCAAGGACAUGUUCAGUACUUCCCUUGAAAUUGCAAAGUUCGAAGGUGCUAGUGUGCGCACUGUUUCUGGUAUCCGUGGUCAAAUCAAGAAGGCCCUCAGCAAGCCCGAAGGCAAUUUCCGUGCCACGUUCGAAGACAAGAUUCUCAUGUCAGACAUUGUCUUCCUGAGAGCAUGGUACCCGGUUAAGCCUCACCGCUACUACAAUCCUGUGACCAACCUGCUGGAUGCCGAUGUGAACAGCGAAGGUUGGCAAGGAAUGCGUUUGACUGGUCAAGUACGCCACGCCCUCGACAUUGCUACACCCAAAGACAAGAACUCUGCCUACCGCACUAUCGAGCGCCAGGAACGCCACUUCAACCCUCUACGUGUACCUCGCAAGGUGGCUGCAGAGCUGCCUUACAAGUCUCAGAUCGUCCAGAUGAAGCCACAAAAGAAAGAGACAUACAUGCAGAAACGUGCUGUUGUUGCUGGCAAGGNNGAUGAGAAAGAGGCCAGAAGAUUGCUCCAACAAGUUCAGACACUGAGAAACGAGAAGGUCGCAAAGCGUCGUGCUAAGCAGGAGGAGCGCAAGCAGCCUUACCGUGCCUUGGUUGCCGAGAACGCCGAAAAGAGAGCAGAGAGGGAGAAGAGGGAGAAGGAAGAAUACUGGCGCAGAGAAGGCAAGAAGAGAAAGGGUUGGAACGAUGGUGAAGGUGGUGGUGGCGGCAAGAGAAGAAAGGGUUAA
Aureobasidium musti is the source of this 3471-nucleotide messenger RNA. NCBI's taxonomy places the organism in Eukaryota, Fungi, Ascomycota, Dothideomycetes, Dothideales, Saccotheciaceae. The record is from the annotation of a GenBank genome assembly.